This is a messenger RNA of Drosophila yakuba, 1231 nucleotides long. Its product is annotated as tRNA N(3)-methylcytidine methyltransferase METTL6. The transcript is spliced from 2 exons. Lineage: Eukaryota; Metazoa; Arthropoda; Insecta; Diptera; Drosophilidae. The record is from RefSeq and is a predicted model, not a curated record. Bases 347 to 1198 code for a protein of 283 amino acids.
UUUAAGGCAUUUCAUUAUGAUUAUGUAUUGCUACAAAAUUAAAAAUGUAGAUCACUUUAUUUAACAGGCAUUUUUAAUAAGACCCGUUUUAAAAUUUGUUGUUCCCAUGGCUGACAGUGUGACCGUAUUGCAAACACAUUUCUUAGCCGUUCGGAAACCAAAACAUGCGAAAAAAUAAUACAAACGUUUUAUCCUAAAUAUCGGGCUUAAAACUAUUAUUAAGGGAACCUAAAUAACAUAAAGACGAAGAGCCACAGCUUAACAGAUAAUUGACCUUUGGAAAAGGUCACCCACGUACACGUGGAAAGAUUACCCCAUUGGAAUCGGAAACUUGCUUCAGAAAAACAUGGAGCCCCUAGAAGCGGACGUUUUUACCACCCAAGCGAAGGAACUGUCGGCAGUGGAGAAGCAAAAGCUGGAGGAGCAGAACAAGCGUGGUCUCGUGCCCGAAUUCAAAGCGAACAAGCUGGAAAUCGAUGCCCAGAGGAACUGGGACAUAUUCUACAAGAGAAAUGAGACUCGUUUCUUCAAGGACCGCCACUGGACGACGCGGGAGUUCCAGGAGCUGCUGGACCAGGAGGAGUGCCACGAGAAACGCACACUUUUCGAAGUGGGAUGCGGUGUGGGCAAUCUGGUAUUUCCACUUCUGGAAGAGCAAACCAGCGAAGAAGGAUGUUUUAGCAAUAGCAGAUUCUUCUUCUACGCGUGCGACUUCUCACCCCGAGCCGUGGAAUUUGUGCGCUCCAAUCCUCUGUACGAUCCCAGCCAGAUAUCGGCCUUUCAGUGCGACAUCACGACGCAACAGGUGCAUGAGCACAUUCCUGCCAGCAGCGUGGACAUCUGCACUAUGAUCUUUGUGCUCUCCGCCAUACAUCCACAGAAGUUCAUAGAUGUGGUGCAAAAUCUGGGCAAGCUACUCAAGCCAGGAGGACUGCUGCUGUUCAGGGAUUACGGUCUGUACGACAUGGCACAGUUACGCUUUAAGCCGGGAAACAAGAUAGCAGAGAACCUCUAUGUGAGACAGGAUGGCACCCGGAGCUACUUCUUUUCAGAGAAGGAAGUCUCCAAGUUGUUUGAGGAGAACGGCUUCGAGGUAAUCACCAAUGCCUAUGUCCACCGACGAACUCUAAAUCUUAAGGAAGGCGUAGAUGUGCCGCGCAUUUUUUUGCAGGGCAAGUUUAGAAGAAAAAACCAGUGACCAGAAGUUAAUAAUCAUGACCAUUGUUACGUA